Rhizoctonia solani is the source of this 1002-nucleotide messenger RNA. RefSeq lists its product as uncharacterized. The record is from RefSeq and is a predicted model, not a curated record. The transcript is spliced from 12 exons. Lineage: Eukaryota; Fungi; Basidiomycota; Agaricomycetes; Cantharellales; Ceratobasidiaceae. The coding region runs from base 1 to 1002 and encodes 333 amino acids.
AUGCAUGCAACUAGGUUGCAUUAUGUGCGCUGCAUCAACCAAUUCGACAACAUUUGCGGCGGGCGCGGUGUUUCAUUCGAUAGGCAACGGUGGACUAAGAUUACUGUCGACACUAUUUAUUGCGGACUAUACAUCACUCAAGUGGCGAGGCGCAGCUCUAUCUUGGACCUAUCUUCCCUCUCUGGUUAUGAUAUGGCUGCGACCGAGAAUCUCUAUUACCAUGUCAUGGAGGUGGACAUACGGAAUGGUCAUAAUCAUAAUGUCCUUCCUUUGUGGCCCCGCAUUAUAUGCUAUUUUCCGCAACUCGAAAUACCAUACAGCACCAAGUCUACCAAAUUCACAGUUAAUGAAGUUCAAGAACCUCGUCUCACGCAUGGAUCCUAUUGGUCUCUCAAUUUUACUUCGGGGUUUGCUCUGAUCGAGUACAACUCCGAUCCCGCGUUUACCAGCAUAAUCGCAGAUAAAUCGGAAGGGCAUGCUAUUCGCAAUUAUGAUAUUUUGGUUAGCGUCCAUAUUCCCCGUGGCCCUGUGAAGGAUUUAUGCCGUUUUGUACUAUGGAACUCGAACGAUUUGGGCCUUUUGCUAUCCACUUCCGCAAUAGCAUACAACGCGUCCGCGCCACUGUUAGGCUUAGUGUACUAUUUCACUCAGCGCUACAAGCCCUUUUAUGUCUGGGAUGUGUUCUCUUUGCUUGGGUUGUGCGCUCUGGCGGCAUAUCUUUUCACUAUUCAAGCACUCAUCGGUUUCGGAAUUAUUGCAGUCGACAUGGGUACCUUGAUUAGUGCUCAGGCCUCCGUUGCCCACGAUGAUCUAGCGACUGUAACGGCCUUACUUGCCGUUUCAUCACAACUUGCUACCAGUGUAGGAAAUGUAGUGGGAACGGCGAGCUCAGUAUGGAUGGUGCUACCAGAUCAGAGUUUGGCUCAUGGCUCUGGGUCUAUCAAUAUUAUGCCUUUCCUUUCCCUGUUCGUACCGAACUACAUUCUCGGGAAACGAGCAUAG